UUCCAUUAAGAUACCCGAGAUGUGACGAAAGCAUGAAUUACUGUUUCAAAAUGCUCUUGAGAAAGGAAAGCCUUUACUUUAGCAAGCUGCCGAAGAUGAAAGAAUCCAGGGUUAACAACAGCACCGAUUUGCCGGUCCAAUUUCACACCGCUACUUUUGACAUGAAUACCUUUCUUGCAGUCUUAUUCAAAGCCGAGCCUUGAUGAUCAAAUUUCAAAUUGCAUUCCAGUUAGAUGAAGAUUUACCUCAUGUUGUGUCCUCUGAGAAUAUUGUUUUGCCAGCUGUUGCCAGAUAAGCAAUGACCCAGUGUUUUUUUUUUUCUUUGUCUCACUAAGUUUACUUCCGUGCUUUCGUGCGUGUGGUGGUCCAGUUGUACAGAUGUACCACCUGACCCGCUGGCAGGGGAUGGGGGAGGGUUGGUCGGGGCAUAGGUGGUGCAAGUACUUCAGAAUCUGUGUCCCCCUUCACCGUGUCCACUGUCCCACAUUGGAAGUCUGCGGCGAUGUUAUUGUAGCAGCCGAAGAUUCUAUAGACGUCACACACAGGCCAUCAGGAAGAUUAUGGGGGGAUUUACAUUGAAGGCAGAGGAUUAGCGGCCCUGUCACAUAGCACAGACGAGCAUCAUAACAAAGGCAAAGUUAAAAAGCACCGUGGCGAGAGCAGCUAUGAGUCAGUUUCGGGCAUUGGCGGGCGUGCUGAGGGGUGGUGGAGGAAGUCCGUGGUGGCGAGCCGGUGGAGGGACCCUUGCCAGGUGCAGACCUCACCCUUGGAGAACAUGCUCCUCCGAGGCCACACCCUCUCAAGCGGUCACCAGUAGCUCCAACUAUGUGGAGGACAUGUACUUUGCCUGGCUGGAGGAUCAUAAUAAUGUUCAUGAGUCGUGGGACACCUUCUUCCAGAACAUGGAGAAAUCCGGCACACCUGACGAGGAGGCGGAGAGACGUCCCUCCCCUCUUCUCCAGGGCCGAGUCGCGUCCCAUUCGCCAAAUGUGACACAGAAAGUGGUGGAGGACCACCUGGCUGUGCAUACGCUCAUCAGAGCUUACCAGAUUCGAGGUCAUCACGUGGCCCAGUUGGACCCUCUGGGCAUCUUGGAUGCGGAUCUGGACUCGUUUGUUCCGUCUGACCUCAUCACCACCAUUGAUAAAUUAGGUUUCUACGGUCUGCACGAGUCCGACUUGGAUCGCAGCUUCCGUCUACCUCACACCACCUUCAUCGGCGGUGGAGAGACGACUCUUCCUCUCAGGGAGGUCAUACGUCGACUUGAGGCAUCCUACUGCGGUCACGUGGGGGUGGAAUUCAUGUUCAUCAACAACGUGGAGCAGUGCCAGUGGAUCCGUCAGAAGUUCGAGACUCCCGGAAUCAUGCGCUUCACCAAUGCCGAGAAGAGAACGCUGCUGGCUCGCCUGAUCAGAUCAACGCGGUUUGAGGACUUCCUGGCCAGGAAGUGGUCGUCUGAGAAACGCUUUGGACUGGAAGGUUGCGAAGUCCUCAUCCCGGCACUUAAGACCAUCAUUGACAGCUCCAGCGCCGCCGGCAUAGACAGCGUGAUCAUGGGGAUGCCGCAUCGGGGUCGACUUAACGUCUUGGCCAAUGUGAUCCGCAAAGACUUGAACCAGAUCUUCUGUCAGUUCGACCCCAAAUUAGAGGCUGCGGAUGAAGGUUCCGGAGACGUCAAAUACCACCUCGGGAUGUACCACGAGAGAAUAAAUCGGGGGACGGACAAGAAUAUCACUCUGUCCCUCAUGGCCAACCCCUCCCACUUGGAGGCGGUGGAUCCAGUAGUCCAGGGCAAGGCCAAAGCGGAGCAGUUCUACAGAGGAGACGCGUUUGGCAAAAAAGUGAUGUCCAUCUUGAUGCACGGAGACGCCGCUUUCGCCGGCCAAGGUGUCGUAUAUGAAACGUUCCACCUCAGCGAACUCCCCUCUUACACCACACAUGGUACCAUCCAUGUGGUGGUCAACAAUCAGAUCGGCUUCACGACCGACCCCCGGAUGGCCCGCUCCUCCCCUUACCCCACCGACGUGGCUCGAGUGGUCAACGCUCCCAUCUUCCACGUCAACGCCGACGACCCCGAAGCCGUCAUGUACGUGUGCCGCGUGGCCGCCGAGUGGAGGAAUGCCUUCAACAAGGAUGUCGUCAUUGACCUGGCCUGUUACAGGCGCUUUGGCCACAAUGAAAUGGAUGAGCCGUUAUUCACCCAGCCGCUGAUGUACAAGCAGAUCCGGCGUCAGGAGCACGUGCUGAAGAAGUACUCUGACAAGCUCAUUGGCGACGGAGUGGUGACGCUGCAGGAAUAUGAGGAGGAAGUGGCCAAAUACGACAAGAUAUGCGAGGAGGCGUACGGCAGCUCCAAGGAUGAGAAAAUCUCACAAAUACGACACUGGCUGGACUCACCCUGGCCAAAAUUCUUCACAGCAGAAGGAGAACCUAAGACCAUGAGUUGCCCCCCCACAGGACUGGAUGAGGAGGUCCUGCAGCAUAUCGGCCAGACCGCCAGCUCUGUGCCUUUGGAAGAUUUUAACAUUCAUCCUGGUUUGUCUCGUAUCCUGCGUAGCCGGGCAGACUUGGUGAGGAACGGCCAGUUGGACUGGGCCUUGGGAGAGUACAUGGCCUUCGGGUCGCUUCUCAAAGACGGCGUCCACGUGCGACUCAGCGGGCAAGACGUCGAAAGGGGAACGUUCAGUCACCGUCAUCAUGUUCUCCAUGACCAAGAGGUGGACAAACGAAUCUGUGUCCCCAUGAACCACCUGUGGGCCGACCAGGCGCCCUACACCGUCUGCAACAGCUCCUUGUCCGAGUACGGCGUGCUCGGGUUCGAACUCGGCUUCGCCAUGGCCAGUCCCAACGCCCUGGUCCUGUGGGAGGCGCAGUUUGGAGACUUCCACAACACGGCCCAGUGCAUCAUCGACCAGUUCAUCAGCUCGGGGCAGGCCAAGUGGGUCCGCCACAACGGCAUUGUCCUGCUCCUCCCUCACGGGAUGGAGGGAAUGGGUCCAGAACAUUCCUCAGCACGACCUGAGCGCUUCCUGCAAAUGAGCAAAGAUGACCCGGAUCACUUUCCUGAGUUUGCUGGAGAUUUUGAAGUGCAGCAGCUGUACGAGUGCAACUGGAUCGUGGUUAACUGCUCCACGCCUGCUAACUACUGUCAUGUGCUCAGACGGCAGAUUCUGCUGCCGUUCAGGAAGCCGCUGAUUAUAUUCACUCCUAAAUCUCUGCUGAGGCACACCGAUGCCAGGUCCAGUUUUAAUGACCUCGCCAAAGGCACUAAAUUUAAGAGGCUUAUUCCAGACGAAGGCCCGGCGAGUCAAAAUCCAGAUGGGGUGAGAAGGUUGAUCUUCUGCACCGGAAAAGUCUACUACGAACUGACCAAAGAGAGAAAGCGGCAAAACUUGGAGAAAGACGUCGCCAUCGUCAGACUGGAGCAGAUCUCUCCAUUCCCCUUCGACCUGGUCCGAGCGGAGGUGGAGAAACACGAGAGCGCCGAGCUGGUCUGGUGUCAGGAGGAGCACAAAAACACGGGCUACUACAACUACGUCCGGCCUCGCUUACUCACCGUGGUGGCCAGCAAGAGGCCCGUCUGGUAUGCCGGGCGGGACCCCGCCGCCGCGCCCGCGACGGGGAACAAGUCGACCCACCUGAACGAGCUGAAAAAGUUCAUGGACGCGGCUUUUGACCUGAGCGCCUUCCAGGAGAGGAAAGCUUGAACUGGACGGAAGGUGCGCGUUUAAUUUUAUUAUUAAGUGUUGAAAAUGGACCUGACACUCUUCACUGUAGAAGUGGAAGUUUUUUAUUAUUAUUUUUUGUUAAUGAUGACAGUCUUGGAACAUAUUUUUUCUAUUUGAGGUUUAGAAUCGUUUUGAUGAUAAAUUCCAAUUGAUCAUAUACGCAGUCGCUUCUCGGAACCCCGACGCAAUCAGUUCCAGGAAGUGGUUUGACAGUUGAUGUGUUUGGAUUUUGAAUUGGUUCAUUUUCCCCACGUUUGGAAGUGCUGUCGUGACGUUCUGCUCAUUCUUGGACU
This is a messenger RNA of Hippocampus comes (tiger tail seahorse), 4021 nucleotides long. RefSeq names its product oxoglutarate dehydrogenase L (gene ogdhl). Gene Ontology annotation, biological process: tricarboxylic acid cycle. Gene Ontology annotation, cellular component: mitochondrion; oxoglutarate dehydrogenase complex. The coding region runs from base 666 to 3707 and encodes 1013 amino acids. The record is from RefSeq and is a predicted model, not a curated record. Gene Ontology annotation, molecular function: thiamine pyrophosphate binding; oxoglutarate dehydrogenase (succinyl-transferring) activity. NCBI's taxonomy places the organism in Eukaryota, Metazoa, Chordata, Actinopteri, Syngnathiformes, Syngnathidae. The transcript is spliced from 24 exons.